This is a messenger RNA of Coffea eugenioides, 2377 nucleotides long. RefSeq names its product probable rhamnogalacturonate lyase B. The transcript has 15 exons. The coding region runs from base 56 to 2101 and encodes 681 amino acids. Gene Ontology annotation, molecular function: carbohydrate binding. NCBI's taxonomy places the organism in Eukaryota, Viridiplantae, Streptophyta, Magnoliopsida, Gentianales, Rubiaceae. The record is from RefSeq and is a predicted model, not a curated record.
AAUGUUUUGUGUCAUGAAAAGAAUCAUUUCCUUGUUCGUAUCAUAAAUUUCCUGGAUGCCCAAAUCAAUUUUUUUCAGCCCUGAAAUUUUCCCAUUCCUAUUUGCAUGUAUAAAGGUAAAAAAAACUGAUGAAUCUGUUUUGGUUUUACAGAAAGAGCCAACCAGCACCUUGAAUGAGCCUAUGGCUGCCACAGGAGUUCAGUUGCAUAUUGAAGCUGAUCAUGCUGUCAUAGAUAAUGGUAUAGUAAAAGUCACGUUAUCAAAUCCUGGGGGACUCUUGAGAGGAAUAGAGUAUGGUGGAAUUGACAACGUGCUGGAACUUAACAACCAAGAUUUGAAUGGAGGGUUCUGGGACCUCAACUGGAGUGAAGCAGGAAGUCCAGGCACCAGGGGUAAAUUUGAUACGAUAGAAGGAACAAGUUUAAAGGUUAUAGUGCAAACAGAGGAUCAGGUUGAGCUCUCAUUCACAAGAAUCUGGAGCCCUUCAGUGAAAGGAGAUCAGGCUCCUUUAUCUAUAGAUAAAAGGUUUGUGGUGCUUCGUGGUUUCUCUGGUUUUUACUCCUAUGCCAUAUUUGAACACUUAAAGGACCUGCCUGGUUUCAAUCUCAACACAACCAGGAUUGCCUUCAUGCUUAGGAAAGACAAGUUUCACUACAUUGCCAUAACUGACACCAGGCAAAGAUUUAUGCCACUUCCUGAUGACAGGCUACCACCAAGAGGACAACAAUUGGCCUACCCAGAAGCUGUGCUUCUUGUUGAUCCAAUAGAGCCAGAAUUCAAAGGACAGGUGGAUGACAAGUAUCAAUACUCACUUGAGAACAAAGAUAAUCGAGUUCAUGGAUGGAUAUGUUUUGAUCCACCUGUUGGCUUCUGGCAAAUUACUCCCAGCAAUGAGUUUCGAACUGGAGGACCACCCAAACAAGACCUAACCUCCCAUGUCAAUCCAACCACCCUAGCUAUAUUUGUAACUUCACAUUAUGCUGGGGAAGAUCUUAUUGUAAAAUUUGAAGACGGAGAGGUGUGGAAGAAAGUCUUUGGACCUGUUUGUAUAUAUCUUAAUUCUGCGCCAAAGGGAGCAGAAGCACAAGAUCUGUGGGACAAUGCCAAAGAACAGAUGAACAAAGAAGUCCAGUCAUGGCCUUACACAUUCCCAGCCUCCGAAGAUUUCCCUAAGACUGAUCAGAGGGGAACAGUUAGGGGUAAUUUGCUAGUACAAGACAGGUGUGUUAACAAGGAAGCUAUGCCAGCAGCAGGCGCAUAUGUUGGGUUAGCACCCCCUGGAAAUGCCGGGUCCUGGCAGAGGGAGAACAAGGGCUAUCAAUUUUGGACAACAGUCGACCAAAGUGGCUCAUUUGCCAUUAGCCAUAUACGUCCUGGUGACUAUAACCUUUAUGCUUGGGUGCCUGGAUUUAUUGGAGACUAUGAGUAUGAUGCUGCAAUCAGCAUAUCACCAGGGUCCAACAUUGAUGUUGGUGAGCUCGUUUAUGAGCCUCCAAGAGAUGGUCCUACAUUGUGGGAGAUCGGCAUUCCUGAUCGCUCUGCUGCAGAAUUUUAUGUUCCUGAUCCAAAUCCAAAGUAUAUCAAUCCACUUUAUGUUAAUCAUCCAGAUAAGUUCAGGCAGUACGGAUUAUGGGAGAGAUAUGCAGAACUAUACCCUGAAGAAGACUUGGUCUACACUGUCGAUGUCAGUGACUAUAAGAAAGACUGGUUCUUUGCUCAAGUUAACAGGAAAGUAGGUGAGGGCACCUAUAAGAGCACAACUUGGCAAAUCAAGUUCAAGAUCGACAAUGUUGAUCAAACUGAAACCUAUAAGUUGAGGAUUGCACUUGCAUCUGCACACAAUUCUGACUUGCAGGUUCGGGUCAAUGAUGAAAUGGCAAAUCCACCUUUGUUUUCAAGUGGAGUAAUUGGUACAGACAAUGCGAUAGCAAGGCAUGGAAUUCAUGGCCUAUAUUGGCUGUUCAAUAUUGACAUACCAGGUUCUGAACUCUUGGAAGGGGAUAAUACUAUCUUUUUGACACAAGCAAAAAGCAGCAGUCCUUUCCAGGGAAUUAUGUAUGACUACAUUCGUUUGGAAGGACCCUUAUCAUUGAAUCCCUAACAAAAUUUAGUGUACAUCAUCUUGGUAUAGAAAGUUUUAACGAUCAUUAUUCAUAUUUUGUAUUGAACCUAAAAGGCUAAAACUGGUUCAGCAACUAGGUCAGAUGAAAUCAUUUUUGAUGGAGUUAUCCUUAUGUUUUUCCAUUUUUUCCAUUCUGCUCUUGUUUUUGCACCCUUGUUGAGGGAAUAAUUCUCACUGUAUUCCUGUAGCUAUACAACUUGAUGUCCUACGGAAAGGUACAACUGUCUGGUUUUCCCUAGGCAAUUAUGCAUUAUA